Molecule: messenger RNA, 980 nt
Organism: Racocetra fulgida
Lineage: Eukaryota; Fungi; Glomeromycota; Glomeromycetes; Diversisporales; Gigasporaceae
Source: the annotation of a GenBank genome assembly
AUGAAAAGAGAAUUGGUCAGCGAUGAUAACAAUGUUGACCCACCUAAAGCUUAUAGAGAAACUCUUGUAGAACAAGAAUUUUACAAGUUGUUUAUGGCCAGAACUUGCCUCAAACAUUUAGUACUACCAAGAAUUCCAUUAUCCUAUUGUCCGGGUGCUGAGAUCUGCCUAGAAAAACUUCGUGAAUUGAAAUGUCAUACUGAUAGAUCUCCCGAACUAUUUUAUGGAUUGGCUCAAAUAUCAAGAAACCUUCUCAGAAUUAGUAUUUAUCCUUGUGAUCGGGACAAUGAAGGUUUAAUCGCUUUGAUCAAAUUGCAAAAGGGGUUAAAAUCUUUGGUGAUGGAAUCCUCAGAGGAUCAUAUUAGUUCUUGUCCAAGGAUGGGAUAUGCAUUGUCAACCCAAGCACAUUCUUUAACACAUAUUAAAUUUCGACAAAGCAUGUGUAUUGCACCAACAGUUCUUUCAACAUUUACAAAUUUAAGAAUUCUCCAAAUUGAUAUAUCAACAGAAAUUAUUAACAAAGAACAAUUGACAUUCACUAGCAUACCAAAACUUGAGAUUCUUGAUAUUUUCCAUGAUGAAACAACUCCGUUCAGCAUUUAUAUAAGCUUUAUUGAAAAUAUACCCCCAAAGUUUCAAAGAAUUUACUGGGAUUUAAUUAGCCCACCAUCUUGUUCAGCUGAGAUAAAAAGAUACAUCAAAGCAUUAUCUUUAUCGCAUGCGACUCUUAAAUUUAUUACAGUUUGGUGGGAUGAAGAUUGUAUAGAAGAUCUUUAUGGUCUGAUAAAAUCAUGUCAUCAAUUGGAAGCAAUACGAAUCUGUAGUCCAAGAGAUGAAAUACAUGUAUUUAAAGAAAUUUACAAUGACGAACAGUCGAUCGAAGAAAUGGAUGAUACACUAUUAUUAGGAGGAAAUCAGAUAUUCGAGUUAUUGAAAAAUGCUGCACCAAAGAAUUUAAGUAUAUUAAAUUUGCAUAUUAG